Ochotona princeps (American pika) is the source of this 2957-nucleotide messenger RNA. It is a transcript of the gene MCPH1, whose product is annotated as microcephalin 1. The transcript is spliced from 14 exons. Gene Ontology annotation, biological process: cerebral cortex development; mitotic cell cycle. The record is from RefSeq and is a predicted model, not a curated record. NCBI's taxonomy places the organism in Eukaryota, Metazoa, Chordata, Mammalia, Lagomorpha, Ochotonidae. Bases 78 to 2537 code for a protein of 819 amino acids.
CGCACUGUGCGCAUGCCCCGUCGGCGCCCGCUCCGUCAGUCUCGUGCGGCGGGACGCGGUCCGGAGGCGCGCGAGUCAUGGCGGCCCCCGGCGGCGCCGCGGCUUCCAUACUGAAAGAUGUGGUGGCCUAUGUUGAAGUGUGGUCCUCCAAGAGAACUGAAAAUUACUCAAAGACUUUUACAAACCAGCUUGCAGAUAUGGGAGCAAAGGUUUCAAAAACUUUUAACAAACAAGUAACGCACGUUGUUUUCAAAGAUGGUUAUCAGAGCACGUGGGACAAAGCCCAGAAGAGAGGAGUGAAGCUCGUGUCUGUUCUCUGGGUGGAAAAGUGCAGGACAGUGGGAGCGCACGUGGAUGAGUCGCUGUUCCCUGCGCCCAACACCACGGAGCACUUGCCAAGCCUGAGGAAGAAGCGUAAAUGCAUGCAGCCCAAGGAUUUUCUUCCCAGAACACCAGAUAAUGAUAAAAGACUUCAAAAGAAAUUUGACAGAAUGGCUCAAGAGCUACAGAGGCAGAAAACUACUCAAGAUAAUAUCCCUGUUCUUUUGUUUGAACCUAAUGGUGUGCUCACGUACAGUUCGACCGUUCAUAGCUACAGUCACCACUCUGCGAUGGAGAAGAGGCUCCAGGCAAUGAAAGAGAAGAGAGAAAACCUUUCCCCUACUUCUUCCCAGAGGUUUGAGCAGUCUGAUGAGAAGCCGGGUCGCUCAGUGUGUGACGUGCCGCUGAGCGACUUGCAGAGUACUUCGCUUACAGGUGAAUCCUUUGCUGGGGAUUUACACUCAUCCUUUGAUGAAAUUUUUGGAAACUCAGAAUGUGGAAAUCAGAAGACUAUAUUGGGAGUACCUACAAAUGAAGUGAAAAAUGACAAAUGCAUUGAUUCACCUGAAUUGGAAAUAAAAAGCAUUCAGUUAGCCUCCUCUGCUUGCGUGAGUCACACAAGUCCUCCAAAACCUGUGAAUAAUCACUCAGAGAAAAAAAUAGAUGGGCCAGAAGACCCUGUCGGUGAUGUAGCCACCUCUGACAGAAAGCAAGCUGAAGGUAUAUCUAAAAAGAUAGGGUCGCUGGUGCCUUCUGCAGCCCACGGCUGUCUGACUUCAAGACCUAGGAAUUUCUCAACAAAGAGAAAAAGAACACUGGCUCCAGGUGAUAACCCAAAGAAACGGUCCAGGAGGACAUUAGUCUUGCCGCUGUGUAGCUCGGGCAGCAGCCCGCGGUUCUUGGCCAGCCCUACCGCUGAGGCCCUGGACGACGCCGAGGCCUCCUACGAGGAUUACUUUUCCCCUGGUAACCUCAAGGAAAGGGACUCGGAGAGGCUUCUGUCUGAGUCUCCACUGCCAUCACAGCCUGUGCCGAUCCACGGCUCAAGUCUUUCCAAGAGGGAGAGAGCAAGCAUCUUAGGGAUGUCUGACUUUUCCUGCAUUGGUGAAGAGCCCAGGGCAGCUGACUUUACCAGUUUAGUAGGGAAACUUAGCUUCAGUCGUCAGAACUCCACAGACGAACUUGAAGACAGUACAGCCUUAAAUUUCCCGGCUUCCAAGGAGACAGCUGCUCCAGAAAACUCCGGAGGUGACAGCCAGGCAGGCCUGCAGCAGGGACAGGACCCCGUGUGCCCACGCAGGGACAGCUCCUCUCACCCUGAUGACACUGCACGUCCCGGAGGACAUGGCGGCAAGCUGACCUCCAUGGACAGACAGCCGACUGACCCUCCAAGCAUGCAGAAGCAAGGUGUCAGUUCCAGGAGGCUGAGCUCCUGUGCUGCUGGUGUGCAGAGCGAGCGUGAGCUAAAUGUGAUAGAUGCUUGUAAGGUGGAGAAGUCUACGGAGGAAAAGGAAAACAUGUCCAGAGGAUACAGUGAAAGUGUCAACAAUGGGCCAACAAGACACAAUCCCUCAUCGUGUGUAGGCUCUGAGCUCCUCAUCAGACCUCAGGAGGAGUUGAAGACAAGUGGCAAAAGCAAGAAGCCAACAAGAACAUUAGUCAUGACAAGCAUGCCAUCUGAGCAACAGAAUGUCAUCAUCCAGGUCGUGAGAAAGCUGAAAGGUUUCACAGUGACAGCUGAGGUCUGUGCCACCACAACCCACGUGCUGGCCGGGCAGCCCCUCCGCACCCUCAACGUGCUACUGGGCAUCGCGCGUGGCUGCUGGAUUCUCUCCUAUGAGUGGGUUCUGUGGUCUUUGGAACUGGGUCAUUGGAUUUCUGAGGAACCGUUUGAACUGUCUAACUACUUUCCUGCAGCUCCUGUCUGCCGUCGCGAGCGUCACUUGGCCCUGGGACAGUACCAGGGGACCCUCUUCGCUGCUCAGCCUCCCAUGUUCAUCUCGCCAGCCAGCAGCCCUCCCUGGGCCAAGCUGUGUGAACUGGUGCAGCUGUGUGGCGGUCAGGUCAGCCGAGCUCCUGGCCAGGCCAGCAUCUGUAUUGGGCCUUACAGCGGGAAGAAGAAAGAAACAGUCAAGUACCUGUCAGAGAAAUGGGUCUUAGAUUCCAUCACGCAGCACAAACUCUGCACCUCCGACAACUACCUCUUGCCACAGUGACCAGGACAUUACGCACAUGGCUGCUGGCAAAGCCACAUGGAUGGCGUAGGACCCUGAAGCGAGAAACAGCUGUGAGAAGACAGGCCUAGCGUGCCAUGUGCUCUGGUCGCGUCUGCCUGUGUGUGCUGCGAUGAGGCCUCCUCUCUCCGCCUCCCUGUUGACCAAGCUUGCUGUCAUCAGCGUCGGCAGCCCUGGUUUGUGAUGCCAGUCUGUGAAUCGUAGCAAGGACUGUGAUUCGUGGAUCACUGGACUUCUGUCAUUAAAGUGCUGCUAAUUAAAGUGUGGAAAGUCAUCGGAAUUGUUCUGAUAUGGAGAGCAGAGCCCCCUGAGUUUCCUGGCAUGGGCUCUGAGGUGUUUGUGAAUGGGUCACAUGCUAGAAAUGAAAGCCAUUCACCACAGUCUGGCUGCGAUGUCCCUGGC